AUGGAGCAUAGUAGGGACUCUCUAUCUGAUGGGCUUUCAGGAGGUGGUCACAUGACCAGUUUCCUAAAUAAUCAAAAAUGUGAAUGCUGUGGUGCUGCAUUGUGGCUUCCUGAAUAUAAAAAGGACUCGUAUCUGCCAUGCUUGCAAUGGCCCUCUUACACAAGUGAUGCCAGCUCUUCUAGCCCACGUGUUCUGCACAACGUCUAUGCUGCCCUGUCGCAUUUUAACCAUACUCCCACCCCACUUUCUGUUUCAUUCCUAUGCAUCAAUCUACCUUCCUGGCUACCAAACGAGUUCGUUUGA
Messenger RNA from Laccaria bicolor S238N-H82, 303 nucleotides. RefSeq lists its product as uncharacterized. Lineage: Eukaryota; Fungi; Basidiomycota; Agaricomycetes; Agaricales; Hydnangiaceae. The coding region runs from base 1 to 303 and encodes 100 amino acids. The record is from RefSeq and is a predicted model, not a curated record. The transcript is spliced from 4 exons.